GUUCAAACUGAAUCAUCUAAAUAAGCCCGCCAUCUUCUGAUCGAUCAACAACAAUAGACCUGAAAGGUUGAUUUACCCAUGUUCAACGGUUUAGUCAAAAUUGAUGAGCUACUUGAGUGCUCACUGUGUCAUCUCACACUGAGGCAAACGCGAAUUGUUGCAGAAUGUGGUCACAGAUUCUGCAAGGCUUGCAUUACUCAAAGAUUGCGAAAGAAUGCUGCGUGUCCUAUUUGCAACAAAGCUGCCGACGCUAGAAAUUUGCGAAAGGAUCCUAUGCAUGAUAAUUUAGUGGUGUACGUUAGCCAACUCAAGCAGGCGUUACUACCUCAUUCAUUGACACCUUUAGAACUUUCGCUGCAGAAUAAAUCCGGAGAUUUGUUGAGAAAACAGGACGAAGUUGAUACGAAAAUGGUUAAUAAUCAAAAGAUCGACAAUGUGAAUUUUAACAAUAAUAUCAAAGACCCAGACAGCAUGUCGUCCUCUACCGCUACUGGCAAAAAGAGACAACUAGGGAAGGAUACGGAAGAUAAUGAAGCUUACGAUUCAAUACAAAUGAGUAAAAAAGCGAAGCUGCCAAUAAAACCAGUGAAUAAACAGCAAUUAUUCGAUCCGAAAGCGAUGUUGGAGGAUAUUUUACCAAAUGACCUGAGCCCUGUAACGAUAACACCAUCCCCUUUACCAACCCAUCGUACAACACCGACAGUGAGUCAAGCUAAUCGAAUUACUCCAUCUCCUGGGUCUAAAGUUACACCCACAGUAACAACAUCGCCUAAGUCUAUCCCGCUUAACACCAGCGAAAAUGGCCCGUUUACACCGUUAACCACUGAUGCAUCUUUGCAAACAGGACCAACAAACACGACUGCCUCCAAAGAAUUAUCCACUUCAAGUGUAAUUGAUGAAGAAGACUCUACACUAGUACCUGCGGUAUUUGAUGUUGAUAAAGAGGACCAGGAGAAAACUUGGAGAUGUACCAAAUGCCAUUAUCAGAAUCAACCAUAUAUACAAACAUGUAUAGUAUGUUCUAGGUAUCGUAAGGGUGAAGUUUUACCAAUUCAAGACAAAACAGACCCAGACACGAGUUCUCCUUCUACAGAAAAACAAUCGUCGAAAGCAGUUAAAAGAAAAGAAAAGGAAGGUUAUAAGUUAACAGUGCCUGGUGAAAAUAAUACAGUAAGCAAUGAUAUAUUAACAGCACCUACAACGAGAAGGAGAUCAGAAGAAACGAGUAAGCUUACAGAAGCACAUGUAAUAUACACAGGUCUAACACCUGAAGACGAGAAAAAAUUGAACAAAAUCAAAGAGGAAGUCGCUUCUUCUCGACUCAAAUUAAUAAUCCACUACCACAUGAGAGAUUUUGAUGAAGUCACUCACGUUAUUACAAGCGUUGACAGCAAAAAGCUUUGCAAAAGAACACUAAAAUAUCUACAAGGUUUAUUAGAAGGAAAGUGGGUGGUCGAGCCUAGCUGUAAGCCAGUCGUUUCUAUACAGCCAGUUGAAACCUGAAUUUUACACCUUCUGUAAGUAAAUAUCCUAACUAUUAUUGUUGGUAGGGCUGAUCAAAAGCAUAAAAGAGAAGAAAUGGCAGCCUGAGUCAGCUUUUGAAGUUCAUGGUGAUCAAAAAACAGGUAAAACAGAGGCGCCAAAAAUAGGUAGAGAAAGAAAGGUAUUUAGGUUUGCUUGGUUUUUGUAUAAAUUCAGAAGUAACAUUAUGUUGACUUAUUAUAUCGCUCAAUAAUAUUCAGAGUGAUCCAUUUUUUUACGAC
Messenger RNA from Mycotypha africana, 1763 nucleotides. RefSeq lists its product as uncharacterized. Gene Ontology annotation, molecular function: ubiquitin-protein transferase activity. Lineage: Eukaryota; Fungi; Mucoromycota; Mucoromycetes; Mucorales; Mycotyphaceae. Bases 79 to 1503 code for a protein of 474 amino acids. The record is from RefSeq and is a predicted model, not a curated record. Gene Ontology annotation, biological process: positive regulation of transcription by RNA polymerase II; negative regulation of fatty acid biosynthetic process; double-strand break repair via homologous recombination. The transcript is spliced from 5 exons. Gene Ontology annotation, cellular component: BRCA1-BARD1 complex; BRCA1-A complex; plasma membrane.